Molecule: messenger RNA, 5175 nt
Organism: Girardinichthys multiradiatus
Lineage: Eukaryota; Metazoa; Chordata; Actinopteri; Cyprinodontiformes; Goodeidae
Exons: 15
Biological process (GO): bicellular tight junction assembly
Cellular component (GO): bicellular tight junction; cytoplasmic vesicle; apical plasma membrane
Source: RefSeq, a predicted model, not a curated record
UAUCAAUCAUCUGGAUUAACUGAAAUUGCCAGGAGGUUGUUUUUUUUUUUUUAAUAUCUCACGUUUCUAGUUUCUCACAUUUCAUAACAAAGUAACCCGCAGAUGCAUUUAGUAUUUUUUUCAAACCAAAUAUUUAACAUGAAUUUAAUUGUCAGUAAUCAAAUAUUUGAAAUACAGAAUCAGAUUCAAGAUUUUUUUUCCCGCAAAAAGAUAUAUAUUUAUACCUGAGCUUUAUAUGUAAACUACAUGCCCUACAUUUGGGUAUUGUGUUCCUCAUAGUACUAGCAGGACAGAUGCCUCUGCCAGCAGAGGAGGACAUGCAGGGGAGCAGCAGUUGAGUGAGCCCCGGGCCAAGGCUACUGAUGGGUCUCUCUUGAGAGAGUGGGUUGCAUUAUUCACUUUGGCUGUUUUGUAUCGACAAUGCAUAUGGUAAUCUUCAUGAAUGCAAGUUUUCCAGAGGGGCAGUGGGGAGCGGACUGCAGAUGCCCUUGCCCCAAGCUUAAUGAAAACCCAUGCUGUUUUUGGAAGGAUCACUGGCACAGAUCAGCAUUGGAUUAUGCAGUAUGAGUCUUUGGGCCAGUCACGUGUACAAGGGUGAUAUUCUAUGUUAAACUGAAGAUAUGUAACUUACUGCUUUUGUUUUUCUUUGUAGACUUAUAGGCUACACGUUACUGUAUCAUCAUGUGCUGCCAUUUAGUCAUUGGAAACCUCAACUCCAUUAAAACUCAUAAAAACCAUGAAGGUAUAUUUUUGUGAAAUUUGCUGCAUUCAUUUUUCUUUUUAGGUAAGUAUGUACGGCCAAAAGACAACAGAUAUAAAACUAUGAUACUGAAUGUAGGAAGGAGUCAAAUUGAAUAGACAAACUAGAGUGACUGUGAGAUGGUGGAAAAGAAACUGUGAAACACAGAAGCUUGCUGCCCUCUAGUGCCACACAGCCAGCUUCCUGUGUCAUAUGAUAUAAGCCAGCUGAGAUGGGAAUGAAUUAUUCAUAAAUAAAAGGAUGAUAAAGAAGUAUUUCAGAGAUGGGAGAUAUGAGAUGUGACUGAUAAUAUGUAUCUUGUAUACACUUUUGUCUCUAAGAAAAAGCCUAAUCUUCUGCAGAAGUUGCUUUUGUUGAUAGUUCAAAGUGAUAUUUUUAAUACUUAUGAGUACUAAUAGACCUCCUGGGCUUUUAUAUUUACCCUGUAGGCUAUGAAGCAGAUAGACAAUUAUUUUUCCCCCCUUUUUCUUAUCAGGAAAACAGCAUUAAUAUUGUCUCCAGGUUGUAUAAAAUGCAUCCAGGCCUUUCACUUUCUGGUUACAUCAGUUUUGCUCCCUGCUGCAUCUCUUCCUUUUUGUGAAUGUCAACAAUUUGAGCCUGUCUGUCUCUCCCAUAGAUUAACCACGUAGAGUCAGCCGGCAGCUGCACAACCGUGUUGAAGGCUUAAUGAUUAAGCGUUUCCUCCCCUCACAGUUCCUCACAUACCUUGGCUCAUUGCCUUUCGUGGGUUAAACCUGUAGUGAAUCAACUAAGUGACUGGGUCUGGUGGACAGGGCAGCCAUUUUGCUGUUUUCAUAAGAUCUCCUGUUCCUUUAAAAGUAGACACGUAUCAUCUGCAUGUUCAGAGAGCUGUAGUAAAACAGGCAAGUAUGAAAAACUGGAGCGCAAAAUUCAAGAGACAAGAACAUGGGGAUGAAGACAGGCCUUCCCCUCACAACAAGACCUCCAUCAGUGAUCCAGCAGUGCCUGUGUGGGUUACUCACACACCCCCACCAAACAAUGUGACAGAUGAUAGUGAUGAAGACAGCAUGUCCAUCAGCCAGACAUCCAGCUCUCUAUCUGAUACUGAAAAGGAGAGCAGUGACAAUAAACGGAACAUGAAAAGCAAGCUGAGAUCCCUCAUUCCUAAAUCAUUGGGCGGGAUAAUCCACAAGCCCACAGGAGAAAGUGACUGUGAAACCACCAGAACUGGGAUCCAGAUCCUUCCCAAUGGGACCAGGGUGAGCCCCCCUGUAAGUCCCUUUCUGGAGCGCAGGAACUGGGAUGAAUCAUCAGGAAACUCCUCCAAGGAGUCACAGAACUCUUUGCCAAGACGAAUGCCCCCACAAGAUUAUUUUUGUCAGAGCCUACAGGAAGAGUCCCUGCUGACCAGCAUCCACCCUGUGGAGUAUUAUGCUGCCAAGGUGGAGGUUUAUCAGCAGAAGUACUCCUAUUUGAAAUCAUGGCCUGGUUUACUCAGGCUUCUGGGUGGGCUGCAGCUCCUGUUUGGCGGCAUGGUAUUUGCAUGUAUCAUUGCCUAUAUUCAAAAAGACAGUGAGUGGUCCAACACCUAUGGACUCUAUAAUGGAAUAAACAACAAUGGGCUUGGCCUGUCUGGGUACAGUUACAGAGGACCUAUGACUCCCUUCAUUUUAGCUGUUGCUGGAGUCACCUGGAUCAUUACUCUGAGUCUCUUAGUGAUAGGAAUGACUAUGUAUUAUCGCACCAUCCUCCUUGACUCUUCCUGGUGGCCCCUGACAGAGGCUUUCAUCAACGUGGCUCUGUUCCUGCUUUACAUGGCAGCAGGGAUCGUAUAUAUCAAUGAUUUGAAUCGAGGGGGGCUGUGCAACAUGACAAUUGGGCUUAACCCCAUUCUGGCCAACCUGUGUCGAGUUGAGGGAGGCCAGAUGGCAGGAACAGUGUUUACCUUUAUCAACAUGAUCAUGUAUCUGGGAAGUUUUCUGGUAUGUCUCAAGAUGUGGAAGCAUGAAGCUGGUCGGAAGGUCAGACAGAACUUUAAUGAACAGGGUGAGUCUAACCAGUCUAUUUCACUGAAUCCCCAAAGAACAAGACACAUAUCAUUUAGGGAUGAACCAGAUAAGUCUCAGGAUAAAGAUGACAACUAUCAGCGUGCACCUUCCCCUGAUGUCCAUAAAUCAACUGUCAGUCCAAACAGAUCUACUAUGUCCAAUUAUACACCUAAAGUGCAUGUCAUUGCAGACUAUAUAAUUAAAUAUCCAGAAAUCAGAUCUGCAGAGGAACGGGAAAAGUACAAAGCUGUUUUCAAUGACCAGUAUCAGGAGUACAAGGAUCUUCACGCAGACAUCAUUACAACCCUUAAUAGGUUCAGGGAGCUAGAUGCUAUGGUGGAACAACUUCCCAGGAAAGGGAAGAGCUUGGAGGAUCAGCAGAGGAUUCGGAAUAUUUUAAAAACCUAUCAAGAUAAAAAAAAAGAUCCUGCUUUCCUUGAGAAGAAGGAACGCUGUGACUACCUAAAAGCUAAAUUAAGGCACAUUAAAAACAGAAUUAUGGUUUAUGACCAGGAAACUGCAGUCAAUCAGCGAACAUGACAAAGAUUACAAAAUCCUCGCUACUAUGACAGCCCCCCUGUGUACAGUCCGCCAUACAGCACUACCUCCCACAAUUUCCACCCUCCAAGAAGCGUCCAUUCCCCCCAGAGCCAGUAUGUCUCAUACGCCCACAAUCCUCCUGAUUCCUACCAUAUGGAGGGGCAGCCUCAACACUUCUACAGGUGGUUCUCUCCUCCAGGUUUUGUAAAAACCUUCCAAGGAGCCACAGCCCUCAUGUGCUUCAUUAUCUUUGCCUGUGUAGCUUCAACUCUGGUGUGGGACAUAAAUGGGUUUGGGUACGGGGGAUACGGUGUUGGGGACAUGGGCUCUGUGGGUGGAGCAGGCUCAGGAUAUUAUGGAGGUAGCUAUGGCUAUGGCAGCUCCUAUAUGACACCACAGUCUGCCAAGGCAGCAAUGAUUUCUAUGGCUGCCAUUAACUUCCUGGUUUCACUGGGUUUCCUGGUGGGAAGUUUCUCACAGUCCCGGAUGAUGCGUGGCUGCAGGUUUUACCUGAUUAUUUUCAUCUGUGAUAUCAUCCUGGCUGUGCUGCAGGGCAUCAUCAAUAUAAUCUUCGUGAUAGGGGUAAACCCGAUGUCUCAGAGCUCACAGAGCAUGCUGUAUAACCCCAUGUUGAGGAUGUGUCAGAACAUCCAGGGGACCCCAAGCCUGAGCGGCAGCGUGGGGGCUGGUUUUCCUGGAGGGUUUCCCAUGUACAAUCAAUACCUGUACCACUACUGUUACAUGGAUCCUGAGGAGGCAGUGGGGUUUGUUUUGGGCCUGUUGGUGGUUUUGGUUCUAUCUCUCUCUGCUUACUACGCCUACAAGACCCGCAGCAAGAUUUGGCGCCACGGAAACCUUAACAUUUUGUGGGAUGUGGCAUUGGUCAGGGCAGCAGAGGGGCAUGAUGUGCUGGACUGGGUGAAUCAUGUCGGAGAUGCACGCAGCACCCAGCAGGCACCAACAGUUGUUGUGUCAGAGCGAGCAGAGCCUAUCCUGAGGGCGGAGAAUACUGUGGGCUUCGGCAAUGGAACAGUCAGCAUCCAGAGUGAACAAUACAAUAAAAGCAACAGUUCCUGCACAGGCAACAGCAUCAGCUGCGAUGCUGAGGCUCUGUGUCAGAACACCAGAACCACCGUUUGUUCUAGAAGCUCCUGUGAGACUGACAGUGGGAGAAAACCCCCUCUGCAUUACAUGAAGAGGCAGCAGAAAAAACUCAGUGAAUCCAUACCUGCAGCUCAGGUGAUGAUCGAGUCCCAAUAUGAAACUGGUCACACCUCAGAGGACACUGGUAAUGAGCUGGAGUGGGACCAGAAAGAUUACCUGUACAGGUUGUAUCCAGCAAUAACUACAGACGAGCAGCGCCGCAGGUACAAGAAAGAGUUUGACUCAGAUCUAGCCCACUACAAGAGCCUCUGCUCUGAAAUGGACGACAUCACUGACCACAUGCACAAACUGAGCAGAGAGCUGGACAUGUUGGAUGAAGGCUCCAUGAAGUACCAGGGUGUGGCAGAUGAGUACAACGGGCUGAAAGACCUUAAAAAGACUGACGACUAUCAGACAAAGAGGAGACAAAGCAAAGAACUCAGAAGAAAACUUUUUCACAUCAAACAUCUGUUGUGGGCAGCUUUAAAUGAGUCCAGGGGCCUCAACCCACAUCACCUCUGGUCUAAGGGGGAAUAAGAGAUUGUGGAACGAGUCUGACGUAGUGACAUCAUUCAGGUCAAAGAGCAACAUCACAGUAAGCAGAUUGAGAGAGAGCAGAGAUAAAUCAGUAUGUCUGCCUGAUGUUAUUUGGUGAUGGCUACCUUUUAAACCGUAAACUGGAUGCAAAGUUUAAACUUGUGCCAUUGGAAGUUUCAGAUCAGU